AUGUCUGGUUUAUCGGAUGAAGAGUCCGUGACCUCGAAGCUACAUCUACCAGGCGAUAGGACACAAGAGGAGGCUAGACUAGAGAAGAAAGGAUGCCUCAAAUCUCUCCGAAGAUAUCGACACAAUGUCUACAAAGAGGAGCAACAGGCAAGCAAGCAAGGAAAAGCCGAUUUCGACAGCUUUGUGGAAUUUCUACAGGUUGAGCAUUAA
Molecule: messenger RNA, 210 nt
Organism: Penicillium cosmopolitanum
Lineage: Eukaryota; Fungi; Ascomycota; Eurotiomycetes; Eurotiales; Aspergillaceae
Exons: 2
Coding region: 1-210 (69 amino acids)
Source: RefSeq, a predicted model, not a curated record